Mya arenaria is the source of this 1054-nucleotide messenger RNA. Its product is annotated as calmodulin-like. Lineage: Eukaryota; Metazoa; Mollusca; Bivalvia; Myida; Myidae. Gene Ontology annotation, molecular function: calcium ion binding. The record is from RefSeq and is a predicted model, not a curated record. The coding region runs from base 345 to 695 and encodes 116 amino acids. The transcript is spliced from 5 exons.
GUUGCGACCCUGCUACAUCAGUGAAGACAUGGUGUAGAUUGAAGCUGCACAUAUACACAUGCUUUGUAGAUAGUCGUUUCGCUUAUCUGCUCGGUAUAUAGUUUAUAUAUUAGUGGUAUUUGGUGUUAUUUAUCAUUAUUUAGCAGUUUAAUUUAUGAACAGUUUGUUAUGAAUGGUAAUCUUGGGUGAACGCACAUACUGUCAAACUGGAUUUUAACAAGGAUAAAGACGCCCUCGCGGCGAGUGGAAUAACAGAGGAUCAGUUGGCAGAGUAUAGAGAGGCGUUUAACCUGUUUGACAAGAACAAGGAUAAUGUUAUCAGCGCCAAGGAGUUGAGCACUGUGAUGAGGUCCCUAGGCCAGUCGCCCACAGACACCGACAUUCGCACCAUGAUCAAUCACGCCGAUCUCAACAAGAACGGCAGUAUCGACUUUGACGAGUUUGUGAAGAUGAUGAUCGGCUACCAGCGGCGGGCAGAUCCUGAACAGGAAAUGAGAGAAGCAUUCCGAGUAUUCGACAAGGACGGUAACGGCUACAUCAGCUCGGAGGAGUUAAGGCACGUGAUGACGAACCUUGGGGAGAAACUGACGGACCAAGAAGUGGCGGAGAUGAUUCGGGAGGCGGACAUGAACGGGGAUGGCAUGGUCGACUACGAAGAGUUCAUCAAAUUGCUGUGCACCCCACCCCAGGCUUAGCACUGUUUUCCGGAUUAAAAAAAAACAACUCUUUUAAAGAACCUUAAAAUGUGAUAUUUCAUAAAACACCUUUCUGGUAUGUUUUUAUCUAAUUUAAAUGUUUUCUUGGACUUUGUAAAACUGUUUCGCCAAACUCUCCAAAACCAAUUAUUUUGUGUACAGGGUUUUAAAAAAACAUUUUUAUCCCUGCUUUUUACACAUAUGUGGGAGCUAUUCACCGAGUGGAGUUGAGUAAUCGUAUUGGGUCUUUAACCAUUUAUUUUUAGCUUAACAUUUAUAAUUUACUUGUAUAUAUCAUUUUUAAUGAAACAAAUUCAUGUCUUUCCUAACCAAAAAUAUAUGUAAAUGUGAACAACUCA